Molecule: messenger RNA, 3700 nt
Organism: Onychostoma macrolepis
Lineage: Eukaryota; Metazoa; Chordata; Actinopteri; Cypriniformes; Cyprinidae
Gene: cept1b
Product: choline/ethanolamine phosphotransferase 1b
Exons: 9
Coding region: 1-1257 (418 amino acids)
Biological process (GO): phosphatidylethanolamine biosynthetic process
Cellular component (GO): Golgi apparatus; endoplasmic reticulum membrane
Molecular function (GO): diacylglycerol cholinephosphotransferase activity; ethanolaminephosphotransferase activity
Source: RefSeq, a predicted model, not a curated record
AUGAACUUUGAUCUGUUCGCAGUGGGCGGCGGGGGCGGGGCUGUGGUCCGCGAGCGGGGGCGGGGCGUGGAUUCGUCGUGCUGGUUCGCGCCCGGCGCAUUGCGACGUUUGUUCGAGCUGCCAGCGCCAGUCUUGUCGCGCCACCAGCUGAAGCGUCUGGAGGAGCAUCGCUACAGCAGCUCGGGACGCUCGCUGCUCGAACCCGUCAUGCAGCGCUACUGGGAGUGGCUUGUGCACAGGAUGCCACCCUGGAUCGCACCCAACCUCAUCACCAUCGUCGGUUUGGCGACGAACAUCUUCACCACGCUGGUGCUGGUGUAUUACUGCCCGACCGCCACCGAACAGGCUCCUCUCUGGGCGUAUCUCCUGUGCGCGGUGGGUCUGUUCGUCUAUCAGUCGCUGGACGCCAUCGAUGGAAAACAGGCGCGACGCACUAACAACAGUUCACCACUGGGGGAGCUGUUCGACCACGGCUGCGAUUCGCUCUCCACGGUGUUUGUGGUGUUGGGCACGAGUCUGGCGGUGCAGCUGGGCUCUCACCCCGACUGGAUGUUCUUCUGCUGUUUCUCCGGCAUGUUCAUGUUUUACUGCGCUCACUGGCAGACCUACGUCUCCGGCACGCUGCGCUUCGGCAUCAUUGAUGUGACAGAAGUGCAGAUCUUCAUAAUUCUUCUGUAUCUUCUGGCUGCUGUGGGCGGAUCAGCUUUCUGGCAGUCUCCGAUUCCCGUAAUAAACAUCCAAAUGAAAAUAAUUCCAGCACUUUGCACAUUUAUUGCGGUGGUUUUCUCGUGUACCAAUUACUUCAGAGUCAUAUUUACGGGCGGCGUGGGCAAAAACGGAUCCACUAUAGCGGGUACGAGCGUGUUAUCGCCCGUGCUACACAUCGGCUCUGUUAUCGUCCUCGCUAUGAUGAUUUAUAAGAAAUCAGCCGUCCAGCUGUUCCAGAAGCACCCCUGUCUUUAUAUUCUGGCCUUCGGCUUCGUUUCGGCCAAAAUCACCAAUAAACUAGUGGUGGCUCACAUGACGAAGAGCGAGAUGCAUCUUCAUGACGCGGCGUUCCUGGGUCCUGGCCUGCUGUUUCUCGAUCAGUAUUUCAACAGCUUCAUCGACGAGUAUCUGGUGUUAUGGAUUUCUCUGAUUCUGUCUCUGUUCGAUCUGGUGCGCUACUGCGUGAGUGUCUGCAACGAGAUCGCGUCUCACCUGCACAUCUGCGUCUUCAAGAUCAAGCCACAGAGCACAGCGGCGGCCGUCGAGUGACCACUGACAUACGGUCAUCUUCCUGCACUUUCAGCCUCAUACUAAACCAGAGCCAAUGCAUCCUGAAUUACAUCAUUCUGCGCUUAGACUGAAGGAAUUAAGGAAGAAAUGAAAAUGUGCUCAAAUUUUUCAUCAGAUUUGGAGAAAUGUAGUGCAGUGAAUGGGUGCCGUCAGAAUGAGUCCAAACAGCUGAUAAAAACAUCACAAUAAUCCACAAGUAAUCUUGCAAUCCAAUAAGUAAUCUUGAGAAGACAAAAGCUGCGCGUUUGUUAGAAACACAUCCAUCAUUAAGGUGUUUUUAACUAAAAUACGAGUCCAAAAUCCAUAACAACGCUAUAAAAAGUCUGAAUCAGGAGAGAAAUCUGCACAGAUCUUUCUUUUGUCUCCAGAUGUUAACUGAUGGACUGGAAUGGUGUGGAUUAUUGUGAUGUUUUUAUCAGCUGUUUGGACUCUCAUUCUGACGGCACCCAUUCACUGCAGAGCAUCCAUUGCUGAGACACUGAUGCAGAGACACAUUUCUCCAAAUCUGAUGAAGAAACAAACUAAUUUUUGGCUGAACUGUUCCUUUAAAGCAGUUUCUUCUUCCCCAAUGAAUUAAUAAAUGAACAAACUAACGAACGAACUAACGAGUGAGCGAACUUCCGAAAGGUCACUUUUCUUUAGGUCAUUAUUUUAAUGAGAUUGGAAAUGUUUCUCGCUCUGAAUUACCCAUGAUGCACUGGGGCCAUCUGGGUCUGUAUUAUCGUUUUAACGGCUCGUUCUCAUGUGUUAAAAAUUAGAUUAAACGAGUGAAGUCAGAUCAAUGAUGAUUUUGUGGCUGCUAAUAAUGAUUUCUUAUUACUUGUUUACGUGCAUCUGUAUUUUGUGUUUAGCUCCAUCUUUUGUGAAAUAAUCAGGCCCUCAUCACUCCGUUUCAUCGUCAGCUGGUUUACUGUUUCUCUGAAGGAUGUUUUGUUUGGUUUUAGAUGGAAAGCACUUAAUUUAUUGGUUCGUCCCUGAAUGAAAUCACAGUCUUUAGCUGGUUUGUGUUGAGAUUUCAUUCGUUUAGAUCGUCGUGUCUCACGCCGUGCCUGCUGGGUCAAUCUCACAAUGUCAUGUUUCGCACUAAAAUUAAAAGAAAAACAUAAGGAAAUAUAUUUAGAAGGACAAUAAAAUCUAUUUUUAAGCACAUUAUUUUAACGACAAUUUAUAUACAAUAAUACAGUAUUUUUUUGUAGUAUUACAAUCAGUAUAAAUAGAAUUUAAUACAAAAAUACUGCCAUUAUGUGCUUAAAAUUGAACAAUUUAAAUAAUAUUUACCAUUGUUUUGUGAUUUAAGAAUUCGUCGUAGAAAUAAUAGUAGUCCUAAAACGUGCUUCUAAAUAUAAUUUCUUAUUUAUUUAUUUUGAUUUAGGGCUGAAAUAUGACAAAUUUGCUGAGAUAUUCACCCUGUUUUACUUUGCUUCAUUAUGUCUGAAAUCUUCAGACGUUAAAAUCCAAAAUGCCAAGAAUUGGUUUCUUCUGGAAGUAUUUUGGUCUCAGAAAGUUUGAAGACAUUUUAACGUAGUUAAAGGUGUCUUCUUUGUCUUUCCUGUGGCGUCGCCAACUUCCUGAAUAAUUUGCUUAUGUUUGCACCAGAUUUUGAGCUGAAGUUGUAAGUUGAAUGUUCACUAAAGUUCAUUACUGAUGACGUUUAUUCCCAAAGUAUCUCUAGUGAAUCUAUCUGUUAAUCACCGCUGAUUAGUGUUGAUUUUUAAUUUAAGUAUUUCACAGACGUGAACAGUUGCCUUAAAUAUAAAGUUUUGACAUUUGCAUGCCGUUUUGCUUAUUUUCGCGAAUUCUUUAUUUCUAAACAUCCCUCUCAGGCGAUUCAUAUAAUAUAAAAAUAAAAAAUAAACGAAUAAAUAAAGAUGUAAUAAAUGGUAGUUUGUAGAAACAGCUCGAUGCUGCCACCCAGAAAAAAAAAGUUUAAAUGACUUUUGAGAAGUUUGCGCAAUUGAUGUUAUUAAUUAUCUUUUAUUCGCAGAUUAAACUUCAGCGAGUAUAGUUGAUUUCCACUUUAUGAAUUUCUGUUUUACCGCUUCAUCGUCUGCUGUUCUUCCAUAUCUUUAUGACAUCCAGUAUGAGAGAUAUUAAAUGUGUUGUAUUCUUCAUCUUUUGCGGUGUGAACGUUUGUCUGUUCACACUUAAUCAUAAGCUUUGAUCGUUUUUUCGUUAGAUGUCGCUUGUUGCCAAAUCCUUUCUGGGAGUUUUUCCACUUUAACGAGAGACAGCAGAUUUAAGCGCUCAUUAAAUCUCGCAGAUGGAAACGUCCAAUGAUAUCUUUGUUUUUUCUGUCAUGACAUACACAUUCAGUCAAUAUUUACAGUGAUGUAAAAACCGCCUGAUUCUGACUCAUAACAAACUGUUGGUUUGAUUGUAACAUUGCUCUGAUUUUUGAAUAAAAAAGCACCUGUAAAAUAAA